Messenger RNA from Lytechinus pictus (painted urchin), 10179 nucleotides. RefSeq names its product 5'-3' exoribonuclease 1-like. The transcript has 38 exons. Lineage: Eukaryota; Metazoa; Echinodermata; Echinoidea; Temnopleuroida; Toxopneustidae. Gene Ontology annotation, molecular function: nucleic acid binding; exonuclease activity. The record is from RefSeq and is a predicted model, not a curated record. Bases 77 to 6115 code for a protein of 2012 amino acids.
GCACACAUUGACACACAGUAAACAACGAACACAGUCGUGCGAUUUUCACUUCUCGACGGUAAAUAUCUUCAAAAAUAUGACUUACCAAAUGACGAGAAGUCCGCAAAAUAUCAUCAGAUUUUCCGAGAUUCCUGAAUUUGACAAUCUGUACUUGGAUAUGAAUGGCAUUAUUCACACAUGUACCCAUCCUAAUGAUGACGAUGUACACUUCCGCAUGACGGAAGAGGCCAUGUUCAAGUCCAUCUUUCAUUACAUAGAGGUUCUGUUCCGCAUCAUCAAACCGCGCAAGGUGUUCUUCAUGGCCGUGGAUGGUGUCGCACCCAGAGCUAAGAUGAACCAACAGAGAGGGAGAAGAUUCAGGUCUGCUCACGAGGCUGAGGAGAGAGAGAAGGAGGCUGUGAGGAAGGGCGAGAAGCUUCCAGAAGAGAAGCGAUUUGAUUCCAAUUGCAUCACACCGGGCACUGAUUUCAUGGUCAGACUUCAACAACAACUAAAGUACUUCGUCAACAUGAAGAUCACCCAGGAUUCAAAGUGGCAAGGGAUACGCAUCUUUCUCUCGGGGCAUGAGACCCCUGGGGAAGGCGAACACAAGAUCAUGGAUUUCAUCCGUACCGAAAAGGCCAGGAAAGGUUACAGCCCCAACACCAGGCAUUGCUUGUAUGGACUGGAUGCAGAUCUGAUAAUGCUCGGACUGAUAUCCCACGAACCACACUUCUCACUUCUCCGAGAGGAAGUACGAUUCGGUAAACAAGCGAAGAGACCGACGACGGUGGAGGAAACGACUUUUCAUCUUCUCCAUCUCUCCCUUUUCCGAGAAUAUCUUGCUCUAGAGUUCAGUGCUAUCAAGGAUAAAAUGGACUGGUAUGAUGCGGAGUGCAUUAUUGAUGACUGGGUUCUACUGGGAUUUCUCGUCGGCAAUGAUUUUGUACCUCAUCUGCCUGAUUUGCAUAUAUCCCAUAGUGCAUUGCCACUACUCUACAAGACGUACAUAGAAGUUUUGCCGACGUUAGAUGGCUACAUCAAUGAGGGCGGUCAUUUAAACUUGGCAAGAUUUGAAAAAUUUAUGAAGGAGUUGUCAAAGUUCGACUAUGAGAACUUUGAUAAUCAGGCCAUCGAUCUGAGCUUCCUCGAGGGCAAACAGGACGAGAAUGCUUGGAAGAGUAAGAGAGUGGAGAUGAAAAAAGCCAUCAGAGAGAGACUGCAAGAAGAGAUGCCUGGUUUCAUGGACAUGGGUUGGAUAGAGAACAAAGAUAUAGACGAACUUUCAGAAGAGGAAGAGGAGGAAGAAGACAUGGAUCCCAUUGAAAUGGAGUUCAGAAUGAGGAAAAAGGACUACUAUGACAAUAAAAUGGGAUUCAAAAAUAUUACCAAAGAGCAACGCGCCAAGAUUGUGAGUGAUUACAUCCAUGCUAUUCAGUGGAUCUUACAUUACUACUAUAAUGGUAUUCAAUCGUGGAGCUGGUACUACCCACAUCAUUACUCGCCUUACAUGUCCGAUCUGAAGGACUUUGCUGACCUCCCUUUGACCUUUGACAAGGGUCAACCAUUCUUGCCAUUUGAGCAGCUGUUGGCCGUCUUACCCCCGGCCAGUAGAGAUCAUCUACCUCAAGCGUACUGGCCGCUGAUGUUGAAUGAGAAUUCUCCUAUUAUUGAGUACUAUCCGUUAGAGUUUGAGCAGGAUCUCAAUGGUAAACUCCAAGCAUGGGAAGCUGUAGUGCUCAUCCCAUUCAUUGACGAGAAUCGAUUGUGGGCGGGGAUGAAGAUGUAUGAAGAUAAGUUGACCAAUGACGAGAGGAAGAGAAACUGCCACAGCGAGCAUCUUCUCUACACCACAGACCUCACUAAGCCACACACCUACAUAUCAUCAUUACAGGGAAAGUUUCCUGAUAUAGUCAACUGUGUUGCACAAUGUGAGCUGAUAAGGAAAGAUGCCUUUCAGAUAGAGAUCAGCAGGCUCAAGAAAGGCUUGUUAGAAGAUGUCCGGCUCGGAGUCUACUUCCCUGGCUUCCCGACGCUCUAUCAUCUUGACUUUGAGCAUAAAGUACGUAAUGCAGACGUGAAGGUCUUUCAGCAGCUUAGCCGAGGAGAGAACUGCAUUCUGAGCGUCAAUGCUAAAGACACCAAUCCUGAUGCUAGAAGGCUUGCUAAAACACUACUCGGAGAAACCGUGUUUGCCGAGUGGCCUCAUCUCAAGGAAGUCAAGGUAGUUGCCGUAUCAGAUGGAGUGUUCAGAUACGAGUUGGUGGAUGAUUCUAGGGCAGGCUCUAUGCAGGAGAUCAAACUCAAACCACAAGAUGCUGAAAAAUGGAAGAGGGAUGCUAAGACGAUAGGGGAAGAGUACUUCAGGAGAAAAGGUGUCAACAUUAGGGAGACCACCGUUAUUCUCUAUGCAUGCCCGAUGCUUGGCAGAAGGUACGUUUGUGGCGUUGGUGGGAAUAUCACAGUAGAGAAGCAGUGGACCCUUGCCCCUAUUCCUUACGCAUAUCAAGUCACUCUGAAGGACAUUGCUGUCCAUGAUCCGAGCUUCCACCAGUUCAAGACCUUGUCAGAGCUCUACCCUGUUGAUGCGCCAUGUUUCAUGCUAGGGAACCCUCACUAUGGAUGCCAAGGACAGGUUCAAGAAACAAAUCAGGAACGAGUGCAGGUUUUGUUUACAAUUCCCACUGAACCAAACCUGGAUUACAUCAAAGCAUCGCAAAAUUCCCACUCAGUGCAAUACCUGGAGAGUUAUGUGGUAGCUCAGCGCUUAGGCAUCUCAUCAAUGCAAGUAUCUAGACUGACUGGAUCUGUGUUUGUGACAAGAGGACCUCGACCAUCGAGGGGUGACCAAGGCUUCCGAGGAUCUAGCGUCAACGUCGGCCUCAACCUCAAGUUCAACAAGUCAGAGCAGGAGGUUCCUGGUUUCACAAGACGCAACAAUGAAGGCAAAUGGAUCUACUCCAUUCAGCUCAUGGAGAUACUCGACGCCUAUCUUACAGAGUUUCCAGCAGUGAUCCAGCACUUGAGAGGCAAGGGAUUCAACGAUUCUCUGUUCGAGGACGAGAUGUUUGCCGGGGUCGUCUACGGUCUGGAGGAGGUGAAGUCGUGGAUCGACAAGCAAGAGUCCACCAAAGCACCCAAGAGCAAGAUAGGGUCCAAGGAUCUGGAGGCACCGGUCAUCAAACUCAUCGAGGAAGAGAUCGAGAAGCUCAAGGAAUCACCAAGUAAAAAGAAAGUGAAACUCUCUGUCAGACCCCAUCUCCUGUACAGGCCUAUGGAAGGCCAAGGAAAUCUGAUUGCAGAUCCCGAUGCAACCUAUCAGCUCUUUGAUAGAGUCAUCAACGUCCGAGAGGGGUUCACCGUACCCCUAGGGCUCAGAGGAGUCGUUACUGCUAUUCAUACAGGGAAUACUGUUCUGGACACCACAUAUGAUAUAGUCUUCGACGAGGAGUUUCCAGGUGCCUUGGAGCUACGGUGUACCGGGAAGCGAGGUUACCGUCUCAACGCCUCCGCUCUCAUCAACAUCAGCUACGGUCAGUCCAAGGUCAAAGGUCACCAGGGGCAUGAGAAGACGAUGGCUGUCGUGAAACCUCAGGUGAAGAACGUGAGUGACCCAGGUCAUACUCAAAGCCAGGAGUACUACAGAAAUCGUAUGGCCCAACUAGGAUCAGCAGAGGCUGCAGGAAGCCCUCGGCCAUCGCAGCCCGGUGGCAUGUACAAACGACCGAACCAGCAGGUCCAGCAAGAAUCAUUCCCUAGCCAGGUGUAUUCAAGGACGAAAGUAAGAGAAGAUGUAGGAGGAUCACCCAUCUCAUACGCCAAAGCUACUACCAACUCCUCUCAGGCCAAGGCCACCGUUCCUCCGGUAAGACAGUCGUCCUCUGCCCAGCAACCCAAGACAGGAAUGCAAGGCUUGGGGAAGAUCCCAGGAGGUAAAGCCGAUGCGAAGGGUGAGAGGCACCAGAAGGGCCACAGAGGAUCUCCUGUCUCUGAGAAGAAGGUCACCAUCCUGAAGCGGAAUCAAGAUCUCGGUGAAGUCCAGGAUGUUGCAAAGGCUGCGGGAGGACGUAGUGAUGACACCAAUCAAAGGAGAGGUGGACAGGGUGAGAGAUUACAGAAAGAUGAUAGAACGGAGAGUGUUCCGCCGGUGGUGAAGAAGACGGUUGAAGUAGAUCAGCCACCGAAGCACCAAGGUUCACCUUCAGCCCGAUUACCGCGCCUUACCAAGGACAAGGUACCUGCUGAAGCGGAAGACGUGGACGAACUCUCUUCAAUCUGGCAGAAGCUGAUGCAGGUACAGGAUAGUCCUGCGAGGGUCAAGGAUGAGGAUGGAGACGGACAGAGGACAAGGAAGACGACGAGUACAACGGAAGAGGAUGAGGAGGGUCCAGAGGAUGAGGAAUAUGUAACAAGCAUGGGGUCUCAAGAUGAAGAUGAGGAUGCUGAGGAAGAGGAUGAUGUGGAGAGGAUGACACCAAACACAUAUCGAAUGACUCAAACAGAGCAGUUAUGUCGCCUUCUCAACAUCAGUUCAGGGAAUCCCACAGAGGAACCAGCAGAGAAAACCAAUCAAACCGCUGGUCAGGAAUCUAGUACAUCAUCGAGAGUAGGGUAUACUAAGCAAGUAUCUGUGGCAGAACUCUUCGAAUCUGCCAAGAACACCAGUGCACCCCCUCGCAGCCCCAUCAGCUUGCCCCAGGGCGGGCCCGUAGUGCAUUCCAAACCCAUGGGACAGGUAGCACCCCACCCUCAGAGUGGCCCUCUGAUGGGACCCCACCCCACGGGGGACAAGGAGACCUUCCAGAAGCCACCCAUGUCCAAGCAGCUGUUCAUGGUACAAGCACCUACUCCGAUUGGACCGCCGGUGUUUCAGCAGCAGCAGCAGCUGCCACAACCGGGCAUGAUGAAGCAACCCUUUAUGGCAUCGUCCCCGUCCAAACUGGAGCAGAUGGAUCAAGGAAGCAUCACGAUGCAUGGCACCGGAAGCCCAAUGCCACCGCCACCUCACCGUAUGCAGAUGUCACCCCAGAAACCAUUCAUGAUACCACAUAUGAUGCCUGGUGAACCGGUUGGGUACCACCAGCCACCACCACCACCAAUGCAUGGACCACAGUACACACCACCCGAGUACCACCAGAGAGGCCCCCACCACCGUGGCCCCGCACCGCCCAGGAUGCCCCCUGGUCCACCGUUCAUGCAACCCCAGGGGCAGGACUAUUACCAGGGACCGCCGCUGAUGGCUAUACCGCCGGCAACCGAGAUGCUGAAAGGCUGGUGCAUGGCGCAGAAACUCCCUCCACCGAAGUUUGCCUUUCACAAGCUUCCACAGGGCAUGGUGAAAGCUGUAUGUACUCUAGGAACCGGUAUCAGUUACGAUGGUCCACCUUGCACAACUGAGUCUAUGGCUAUAGAUAGAGCUGCGGGGGUAGCCCUCCAUAAACUGCGGAUAGCUCCCGUUCACCAGUUGGUCAGGGCACCAUUGCAUCAACCACCCAGCAUGAUGCACCCUCCGAAUAUGAAACCCAAUUACAGGCCAAAAGGAAUGCCACAAGGUUAUCCUCAAGUGAGUAUGGCCCCUGCGAUGAUGUAUCCAUCUCAGCACCAAGAACCUCCAGUACCAGGAAUCUUUGUUCCUCUUCAGGUAACCAAGCAGCUCGCAACAUCCGUGUCAAAACCCAAUAUCCCUGAUGGUACCCAACCAGGAACUGACCCUCACGUUUCGGCCCCUGUCCCUGGCAUGGAACACCCAAGGACUUACCCCAGUCAUCCCCACCCAUCAGGUAUCCCCAAAGAAGCGCAGCUACAAUCCGAUCCAACAGUUCCAAUGUCAGUCCAAGGAAUCCCAGUCCAGGCCCAGACAAGAACGGAACUGAGUCAGUACCCCUAUCCAUCACCUCACGAGCUCAAACAAGCCGUAGACACUGCUUCGGGAAGCAGCAGGCUGCCAGAUGUCACACAAACGAAUGGACAAGGUACCCUGGGGGACCAAACGCAUCUCCAGCCAGAAACCACCACACCUGUCACCCUAGGUGGGACUGAAGAAACCGGGCAGAGCCCAGCUUCUAAGGUCGGGGCACCAUCGAGAUCCAAGAGGAGCAGAGCUAAACUGGCAAUAAGCUUCUCAGCUGGAAAAUGAUUUUAAUUUCAUAAUGUACAACUUACAAAGUACAAGACUGGCUGAUCGAUAAAUGUCGUCAUUGUAGAAGAAAGUCUUUUUAAUUCUAUCAUUCGUGAUUAUUUAUUGUGAAUUAAUUAAGUCAAGUCACACUGUGAAAAAAGGAGUAGGAGAAGACGGUGGUGUUUCAGAAAUAUUUUUGUGAGAUAAGCAUAACUUUGCGAACAACUGGAACAAGUUCAUGUGUGCUUAAUUAGAUUUUUAUCAAUUCCCAUCUGGUAAUGUUGAAACACAUGACUGUAUGAUCUUUGUAGAUUAUAAUUUGUGUAGAUAGCACGCAUUUGAAGUGAGACUUUACUUGUCAGAAUCUGAUAAAGUUCAUAGAAAAUACAAUCCCAUUAAAAAAAAGUGUACACCUGGGAAUUUUGGUGUGUAUCGUUUACCCCAAGCACAAGCUCUAGUCGUGCUUAAAGUCAGGUGUAACUAAAAAAAACGGUUUUAUGAAACACACGUCUGUAUUGCCUCAAUGACAGUUUGGUUGAAGGUACUGUGUCUGUUAUAAGACAACAUUUUUAUGUUUUAUUCUCUCACUACUUUUUUGUCUUAAAUGAAAAGUUGCUAAUAUACAAUUAAUCAAUUUAAUCAAUUCAAACAAUCAUCUACUUCAUUGACUUCUGUUAUCCGGGCUGUGUAACACGAAGGAGAGCGAUUAAUCAUACAAUUAAAAUUUUAUGAUCACUUGCAAGAAAUUAGCAAUGCAUUCAUUCAUGAAAUCAGUUCUACAAUCAAUCUUUAUGUUGUGAGUUUACAGAGCCCGGAAUUACAAAGAGUUACGAUUGAUUCAAUCAGUCUUAACUAUGGAAAUCUAGCAGCGUCAUAAUUCCUCAUAUUUAAUGCACGCGAUGGGUGAUUUCAAGUUCAGUGUUGACCUUUUGUUGUUGGUGUUAGGUCAAUUUUUUCACGAGUAUAACACCAAACAUAAAAUGAAGAUGGUCCUGAAACGUCACUCACUAGUUGAGAUGUCAAUAAUGUGAUCUGGUUCAGUAUUACAAACUCAGAAUAGGUUUUGGAGCUAGGGGAAGCAAUCCAAUUUGUGCUUCCAACACCAACACCGGACUUGAAAUCACCCAAUAUCCCUUUGACAAAAGACAGGAGCGCACUAAUUUUUAAAGACAAAUGAUGAAUGCAUGUGUAUACAUCAUAUUUAGAAAAUGCUUUGAAUAGAAUGUUUACCUUUUUGUAGUUGGCAUUGCUGGCUUUCCAUAGUUAUGACAGAUUGGAUGAAUCACAACUCUCUGUGAAACGGCCCUGGUAUACCACAUUGUGUCGGCAAAUAUAUUGGACAUUUUGUUGAAUUGCACCUUGUUUACCUAAACUCAAUGCUUUUGCUGCAAUCAUUUCACAAUUAUGCCUUUUACUUUUAAUAUAGUGGUGGUUCUUAUGUUACAUCAAUUGCUGGUGGGUGUUUCAUGAGGCUAUUCGUAAGUUACGAGUGACUUUUUGAACGACUGGUGAUCCUUUCUGGUGGUAAAAGAUACAUGCAAGAUUUUCUCUAGUGUUGAUUUAGUUCCUAAGAAAGGAUCACCAGUUGUUUGUGAAGUCGCUCGUAACUUACAAACGGCUUUAUGAAACACCCAUCUGUGCCCCGUUGCAUAAAAGUUACCAUUAUGGUGACUUUGCCAUCCAAUGGUAACUUGCAUGGAAUCCUUGAUUCUGAUUGGCUGAUGACCAUCGUUACCAUGGUCGUUACCAUCGGAUGGCAAAGGUUUUACCAUAUUAGUAACUUGUAUGCAACGGGGCCCUGGUAUGCACUUUAAAAAACCCAGCUGCUGCCCCCUAGUUUCACAGGCAGCUUUGGCCAAAAGAAUUCAGAGGGGUGUUUCACAAAGAUCUAACUUUGACUUAAAGUCAUGCUUAGGCUCCAAAACAUACAUGUUACUUAAUGCAUAAUCAUACUCAUUUAUGGGCAGCAGUAACAUGCGUCCUCUGUUCAUCAUUUGACCAUUGCGGUGAUGAUUAUACCUCAAGCAAGUGUAUUUUUAGUUGUAUUCAAAUCUUUAUAACAUCCCCUCAGCCUCCAGGCGCUUAGGAAGCAAGAAAUUUCACAUUUUGUCUCGAUUUGUACCAUAGUUCCUGGACAUUUUAAUUCCACCCCUGAAAAUUAUAUUUUUAACUAAAUUUCAUUACAUCUACAUGUACAUCUAUGUGCUUUUAGUUGAAUUCAUUUUUUGCAGAAAUUUUAUAGCAAUUUCCAUUUUCCAAUUCUCAAUUCUAUACAUGCAGUAGCCUAUUGUAUGAGGAUUUAUAGAAAUAUUCUGAUGGUUCCAUUGACAUUAAGUUAAUUGAGAAGUGUUUUAUUGCUUAUUCAUCAAAUGAUGAUGUUUUACGCUCGUAUUUCAUAAUAUAAUUGGGACUGCUUGAAUGAAGCUGUAGAGAGUGAACAUGUGUCGAACGCGAAAUCUAUCCGUUUGACGGUAUGUUUCUAUGUCCCUACAUUGUAGAUGUUUUUUAUUGCUCGCAAAGUGGAAUGUAAAUUAUUUAUCAAAUAAUUUGUCAUUCAAUUUUUACACUUCAGUUCAAGCAAUGUCUUUGAAAUGAAAGAAAUUAUGAAUAGAUUUGGGGCUCAUAUAGUUAGUAGUAAGAAAUAUCAUCAUUCUCUUUAGAAUUGGACAAAAUAUGCGAAGAAAACCAUUGACUUUCUCUUGUCAGAAGGCCUAUGGUUUCUUGCAGGUAUUCUUGCAGUAUUGUACAAUUACGGAAUACUAGUACAUGGUUGAUACACAAAUAUGUGCUAUAUCCAUGUACUUCAUGUAUGAACUGUAACUAUGUCAUAGGGACAUACAUGAACCAGCAUCCAGGAAAGGUUAAAGAGAAAUUCCAGUAGUUGCAGUAAACACUGAUUUCAUGAGAAAGUCUGUAAAACCAGGCUCUAGAGGAUCUAGAUCUGGUACAGUUACAUAAACUGAACUUUGUGAAAUCUUGAAAUCUACACUGAAAAAUGUUCAGACUGAACUUCCCCAACACAGAUAAGCGCACGUGGGACUGUGUAUAAUUAUUGCUUUGAGCGUCCGGCCCGACGCUCUACCCGAAUCAUGUGCUUAUUUGCUGAUUUCUCAGCAAUUACACAAUUUCUUCCAGAAUCCUUUGGCACAUGCGUUUUAUUUAUACAAACAGACACUUUGGUGGUCAUUUCAUUGGAUUCUGUACGAACUCAUUUUGAUAUCGUUACCAAAACUAGCAUUUACCUUUAAAGCAAUCAUUCAUACAGAGGUUUCACAAACUAAAAUUGAUUUGAAAUCGAUUUUGGGAUCCAGAAUGGUCUGACCCCAGAAUGAUACAGUCCGAUGCUUUUAUUAAGUUCCAUUGAAAUUGACUGAGAAAGAGUAAUGAUCAAUUGAAAUACAGUGUAUUACUUAUUAUAAAAUCAAUUUUAAGUUUAUAAAACUCCCCUCGUGUCCAAUUUUGAAGCAAUUAUGUACUGUACAUGUACCUUGAGUAAUGUGUCGGAAUAUUCAUGAUUUUUAAAUUAGUCAAUAUUUUUAAUUUUCAUUGUUAAGCAGCAUCUGUAAUUGUUUAAUUUAAGAAAACAUGCUUCCUACAUGUAACUUAGACAAAACGAUUCUGGAUUAAUAUGACAAUCAUUUGAAUUUAAUUGUUUUGCUAGGAUUUAUUUUAAAAAUUGAGAUGGAAAUUUUUCGCAGUGAACGGUCUCUAUCAGUGUUGAAACACAUGUAGUCUAGAAUUUGCCGCAUUGGAUAAUUAUCAGUAUUGAUUAUAAAUUUAUUUGAUAUAAUACAAAAAAAAGUGGAGAGAUGAGGUCAUCAGCUCAUUCGUACAUGUAGCUUAUUAAUGCUGCCAUGCAUACAUCUGUUUCACUGAAAUAAUAGCACACUUUAAAAUUUGGCGUUCCCGUUUAGCUUUAUUUUCAUGAAGCCGUCCUGUAAAAGAAUGUGUUUGUUUUACGUUCAUUGUCAUUAUGAGGGAUAAUGUUCUCUGAUAAUUUGUCGCUCGACUGAAUGUAGAGCUCAAAACCUUGCCCUGAAAUGAACUGAAUAAGCCUCAAAUAAAACCCAUAUUUUAAAAUA